AGGUCCGCAGCCGCAGCGAGGAUGAGCACGAGCUUCUUCCAGAUCUUGAAGGCAAAGAAAGAACUCAUUCCCCUGGUUGGAGUCGUGUCCUUCGCAGCAGUUGGGGCGCUCUCUUUUUCUGUCUAUUCCCUGUUCAGCAAAUCUGAUGUCAUCAUUAACAAGAGUGGCAAUCCAGAACCAUGGGAAACUGUUGAUCCUACCAAGCCUCAGAAGCUAUUAACAGUUCAUCAGAAAUGGAAACCUAUAGAAGAGCUGGAAAAUGUCAGAAAGCUUACGAAGUCAUGAGUGUCUGUUGCCUCAAAAAGGUACCCUAUGAAUCUAGUGGAAUCACUUCCGCACAAACUUGACUACUGAAAUCAGUGUGCGGAAAUGCUUCUGCUACAUUUUUAGGGUCUCCCUACAUUUUUUGGACUCUGGAUGAGGAGUUUCAUGUUGCCUUAGAAGUUGGCAUACAACAUCCACACAGUCCAAAAAUCUGUCUCAAAUAUUCAUUUUCGGUAGGCAUUUGAUGUCAAAUGUUGACUAUUCAUAUGGUUAUUAUAGCUGGAAAAAGCCUUCACACUUCUUGUAGAAUUUUGUUUUUCUCAAA
Tauraco erythrolophus (red-crested turaco) is the source of this 589-nucleotide messenger RNA. NCBI's taxonomy places the organism in Eukaryota, Metazoa, Chordata, Aves, Musophagiformes, Musophagidae. The record is from RefSeq and is a predicted model, not a curated record.